AUGGCCCCACAUGGUUUAACGAAAACGUUAGCAGUCGUCCUUGCAAUAAUCAGCAUUCUCUUCCUCAGCCAAAUUGACGCUCAAAGCCCGUCCCAUCGUGGCCCACCUUCUUCUCGUCUCCGCUCACCCCCACCCCCUCGCGGUACACCUUCACGCCCUCGUCGCCCGCCCUCACCCCCUCGUCGUUCGCCCUCACCCCCACCAAUGGCCUGUCCACCUUGUAUUUGCCCACUACCAUCUCCUCCACAGAACACCCCACCACCAAUUUCACCAUCAGACACAUCACCACCUAAGACUAAUCCGCCACCCGAGAUUUCACCACCUGAAACUGCACCACCAGAUAUUAUAGACCCUGAGAUUCCACCACCGGAGAUUAUAGUAGAUCCUGAGAUUCCACCAUUCGAAAAUCCAUCACCUGAGAUUCUACCACCCGAGAUUUCGCUCCCUCAAACUCCACCACCAGAUAUUCUAGACCCUAAGAUUCCACCUCCAGAGAUUAUAGUAGACCCUGAGAUUUCACCAAUCGAGACACCACCAACUGAGAACCCGUCACCCGAGAUUUCACCACCUGAGACUCCACCACCAGAUAUUAUAGACCCUGAGAUUCCACCACCGGAGAUUAUAGUAGAUCCUAAGAUUCCACCAUCAGAAAAUCCAUCACCCGAGAUUUUACCACCCGAGAUUUCGCUCCCUCAGACUCCGCCACCAGAUAUUAUAGACCCUACGAUUCCACCACCAGAGAUUAUAGUAGAACCUGAAAUUCCACCACUCGAGACACCACCAACCGAGAACCCGCCACCCGAGAUUUCACCAUCGGAGACUCCACCACCAGAUAAUAUAGACCCUAAGAUUCCACCAUCUGAAACUCCAGCACUCGAGAGUCCACCGCCUGAGAUUUCGUCACCUGAGACUCCACCACCUAAUAUUAUAGACCCUGAGAUUCCACCAUCCAAGACACCACCACCUGAGAAUCCGUCACCUGAGAUUUCACCACCCGAAACUCCACCACCGGAUAUUGUAGACCAUGAGAUUCCACCCCCAGAGAUUAUCAUAGAUCCUGAGAUUUCACCAUCCGUGAAUCUACCACCCGAAAUUACACCACCUGAGACUCCACCACCAGAGAUUAUAGUAGACCCUGAGAUUCUACCUCCCGAGACUCCACCACCAAAUAUUAUAGACCCUGAAAUUCCACCAUUCGAGACCUCACCACCAGAGAUUAUAGACCCCGAAAUACCACCAUCUAAUACUCCACCACCGCAGAUUAUAGACCCAAAGACUCCACCACCCGAGACCCUACCACCAGAGACUCCACCACCUGAAAUUAUAGACCCAUCACUCGAAACUCCACCUCCAGAGAUACCACCACUAGAGAUCCUACCAACGCUUCCUCCGAACACACCCCAACAAACUCCUCCAAACACACCACCGGAAAAUUCACCAACACUUUCACCAAACUCACCACCGUUGACUCCUCCUGGUACACCACUGUCGCCUUCACCAAACAACUCACUAUCACCUCCUCCUUCGAGCUCCCCACCACCACCGCCCCAGCCUCAAACAUCACCACCAUCUCCCCCACGUGGCAUAUGUCCCAGGAAUGCCAACCAAAUAAGGUCAUGUUCCAAUAUCCUAAGAUUUUUCGGUAACUUUCUAGAUUUUCGAUUGGCGAAACCAUGUUGUACCCUCAUUCGCGAUUUAUCUGAUGCUCAAGCAGCUGCUUGCCUAUGUGAUUUGGUGAGAGCACGACGUUCCACUCUUUCUCCCAAUAUCAUUAUCCUCUGUAGGGCUUGCGGCCGCAGGAUUCCCAGAGGUUUCACCUGCCCAUAA
Molecule: messenger RNA, 1827 nt
Organism: Camelina sativa (false flax)
Lineage: Eukaryota; Viridiplantae; Streptophyta; Magnoliopsida; Brassicales; Brassicaceae
Source: RefSeq, a predicted model, not a curated record